CCGGGCCGGUCAGCUGCGGUUUCCUCCAGUCUCGGGAUCAAAAUGGGUAAGUAGCGCAGAGCUCGCCUCUUGGAGGCCUCUUUCUGAAGGCGGAGGACGCGGGGCGGCUCGCUCAUGGGCUGGGCGGCUCCGCAGGGUAGACGAAGCCUGCAGCGUCCGCACUGGGCUGGGAACGGUUUGCAAGGGGAGCGCGGCUGGCGCCCCGGAGCCGGCCAGCUGGCUCGCGGCCCCACCAGCGCAAGUGCCCCGCACCUGCCCGCCUGCUCUGAGCAUCAAGAGAAGGCGGCAUUUCGCAUGGGUAAAAUCCGCGCCUGGACGCCGGGAGAAUGUUGUUGCUCUUGCCGUUCGGCCCAUUGUACAGACGCAGCCAGCGAGGCUCGCAAAGGUCAGGGAUGCACGUAGGACUGGCCCGCACCUUGCAGCCACGGAAAGAUCCGCCUGGCCCGCGGCCCCUCCACGCCUCCGAGGUCGAGACAGUGACAUAAGUUAACUCUCGAGCCCAGGGCGUCUCUGCACUCUGCUUAGACGUCCACUCCGUCUGCCUGAAGCUACGGCCGGUGCGUCCCGCUUCGACUCCCUCUGCUUUCCUUCUUAGCUUCUCGCCUCCAGACUAUUCUGGCGCCGCUGCCUGAAAUUACCUGCCCCGGGGGAGGCGCGGCGCGCGGCGCGCGGCGCGCAGCCUCAUGACGGAACUACAACUCCCAUGAGGCGCUGGGCACACGCAGGCGCGCCGCGGCUGAACUCGCCGCGCCGGAAUCCUAUUGGCUGGGCCGACUCUGAGGCGGGAGCCCUGAUUGGUUGAUGGGUCUGAGGCGACAGAUUCCGGAAAGGGGAAGAGCAGCCAACAUGGCGGCGGAACGCGGCGCGGGGCAGCAACAGUCGCAGGAGAUGAUGGAGGAAGAACAUGAGCUGCCUGUGGACAUGGAAACCAUCAACCUGGACAGAGAUGCAGAGGAUGUCGAUUUGAAUCACUGUCGCAUUGGGAAGAUUGAAGGAUUUGAGGUGCUGAAGAAAGUGAAGACUCUCUGCCUCCGCCAAAAUUUAAUUAAAUGCAUUGAGAAUCUGGAGGAGCUACAGAGUCUUCGAGAGCUGGAUCUUUACGACAACCAGAUCAAGAAGAUUGAGAAUCUGGAGGCGCUAACAGAGCUGGAGAUUCUAGAUAUUUCUUUUAAUCUGCUGAGAAACAUCGAAGGGGUUGACAAGUUGACACGACUGAAAAAACUCUUCUUGGUCAACAAUAAAAUCAGUAAAAUUGAGAACUUAAGCAACUUACAUCAACUACAGAUGCUAGAGCUGGGAUCUAACCGCAUCCGGGCAAUUGAAAAUAUUGACACCUUAACCAACCUGGAGAGUUUGUUUUUGGGGAAAAACAAAAUUACUAAACUUCAGAACCUGGAUGCGCUCACCAACCUGACAGUCCUCAGUAUGCAGAGCAACCGGCUGACCAAGAUCGAGGGUCUGCAGAACCUGGUGAACCUGCGGGAGCUGUACCUUAGCCACAAUGGCAUCGAGGUCAUCGAGGGCCUGGAGAACAAUAACAAACUCACGAUGUUGGACAUUGCAUCAAAUAGAAUCAAAAAGAUUGAAAAUAUCAGCCAUCUAACAGAGCUGCAAGAGUUCUGGAUGAACGACAAUCUCCUGGAGAGCUGGAGCGACCUCGACGAGCUGAAGGGAGCCAGGAGCCUGGAGACGGUGUACCUGGAGCGGAACCCCCUGCAGAAGGACCCCCAGUACCGGCGAAAGGUCAUGCUCGCCCUCCCCUCCGUGCGGCAGAUUGACGCCACGUUCGUCAGGUUCUGAGUCCUCCUUGCUCCUCCUAUGGUCCCUCUCCUCGGAAGAACUGCCCAGCCAUGGUUUUUUAACCCACCUGUUGCUCCUGAGGUCGUCACUAUAUCAACAGUCAAAAACCCAAUGGCAAUAAAGGCACUGAGGAUAGCUGACGCGCGAUGCCACGCGCCAUUUUCAGAUGCCAUUGCAAUUAAACCUUGCCACAUGGUC
Molecule: messenger RNA, 1998 nt
Organism: Rhinopithecus roxellana (golden snub-nosed monkey)
Lineage: Eukaryota; Metazoa; Chordata; Mammalia; Primates; Cercopithecidae
Gene: PPP1R7
Product: protein phosphatase 1 regulatory subunit 7
Exons: 9
Coding region: 802-1800 (332 amino acids)
Molecular function (GO): protein binding
Source: RefSeq, a predicted model, not a curated record